Molecule: messenger RNA, 609 nt
Organism: Solanum pennellii
Lineage: Eukaryota; Viridiplantae; Streptophyta; Magnoliopsida; Solanales; Solanaceae
Product: protein RESPONSE TO LOW SULFUR 3-like
Exons: 1
Coding region: 104-460 (118 amino acids)
Biological process (GO): cellular oxidant detoxification
Source: RefSeq, a predicted model, not a curated record
UUUGCAUCAGUUCCAAACUGCAAAACAAAGCUAUACCUCUGUUCCUGUACCCUAAUUUGGAGCAGAUCAAAAUUAAAUUCAUUCAAAGCUAUCGUAUCUAAAAAUGGCUCCGACUAUAGCAGCAACACUACCUUUCUGUGCCCAAUCGAAACCUGCCGGCGGUGAAAUCUCCGGCGUACCGGAGGCGGAGAUGCUUAGAAAGAGAAACGAAGAGCUGGAGAAAGAAUUGAAGAAGAGCGUAGAGAGAGAAAUGAAAAUGAAAGAAGAGCUGGAAAAGACAUGGAGGAGGCUGAAGGUGGCGGAAGAGGCGGAGGAACGCCUUUGUUUUCAGUUAGGUGAAUUGGAGGCGGAAGCUGUAGAUCAAGCUCGGGAUUAUAGAGCCCGUGUUGUUAAUUUAAUGGAACAACUUUCAGCCCUACAAAAACUUCUUCUAUCAUCAUCAUCUUCUGCUUCUAAGUGAUUUUGUCGUUGAUCAGUUUUUAGUGUAAAAAAAAAAUUUAUAUAUGCAUGCACCUAGUCUAGCUAGUUUUUUUUUUUUACUUGUAUAUUGGAUCAAUUCUUCUUCUUCUUAAUUCUACGUUAGACCUUAUUUUCCGGUGCAUUAUUUUA